AUGGGAACAGAUCUAUACGCUUAUCCAAGACUGACGGAAGCAAGCAACUUAUACAGAUCGCACAGUGACCUGAAUCUUGGGGCCAAGUGGUCUGAUAGAGACCACAAGGAACGGAUCUCGAGCCAGGACGCCGAAUUCGACGUGUACGACGAGGAUGCUGAUGAUGAUCGAGUCGCUCAUUAUUACCACCAAACAGUGGCUGAGCGCAUUGUGGCGCGGCGCAAAAUUAAAAGAUUUAGGCUUACGCACCAACAAACUAGAUUUUUGAUGAGAGAGUUUGCAAAACAGCCGCAUCCCGAUGCCGCUCACAGAGAGCGGCUGUCUCGCGAGAUUCCUGGGCUGAGCCCCCGGCAGGUCCAAGUCUGGUUUCAGAAUAGGCGAGCCAAAAUCAAGAGACUCACGGUUGAUGACCGCGACAGAAUGAUCCAGAUGCGGGCAGUUCCAGACGAUUUUGACAACCUACAAGCCUUGCACUCACCUUAUGGUGCCGUGAAUGGUAUCGGAUCAUGCGCGCCGCCAUCGACUCUGGGGCUAGUGCGACCCUCUUACAGGACUUACGAGGCAAGAGCUUUAAUGACGGAUAUGAGAAGCUCCGCAGGAGAGUCGUACAUGUCGCCACCUGCACCGUCACAACCGUUGGGAAGUUUUGAAGCGGGCCAGUCGGGAGGACCUGCGAGCUCUGACGUGGCAAAUAACAUGUAUCAUGAUAGAUAUGUCGGUAGCAGUUCACCUGCAUCAUCUACGCCUGGUCCUGGGUAUCAGACUUCGGCUACGUAUUGGAAUUCGCCGGCCAACAACGCGGAUGUCUCAUCGCCGCACAGCACCACCAAGCCUCAGCCAAGGAAGCGGUACUUCGGCGUCCAAUCCAUCGGGACGGCAAACAAAAUAUCCAAUCUCUUCCACAUGCACUUCAGGAGGCAGCGAGCCACAGUCGUAUUCUGGUCUAUAGAAGACGGCUACGCGGCGGGCUUGCCCAGUCGAGGCUCCAGGAAUGACAUGGAACUGGAAGGAUCUGGCAAGCAUCGGGCCGGAAGUCCUCGGUCGGCGGUCGACUAUGGAUUCAGGGAUCAGCUUCGAGUCUUGACCGGUGGUCCGGCGUCUGCACAGUUGCAGGAUAGACCUCAGGGGCUGCCGUCUUUGAAGAUAGACACAUCAUCUCCAUCCAGUUACACCAACGGUCCACUGUCUGCACCCCUGGAGAUACUUCAGAUGCAGUGCGAGAGAACUGUGGAAUAUCCCGCGUCACCGCGCAGUGCAACCCAGCAGCCAAGUUCCAGGCGACUUGAAACGUCCGUUUCGGGCGACGAACCCGAACCGGAAGACUAG
This is a messenger RNA of Metarhizium album ARSEF 1941, 1326 nucleotides long. Its product is annotated as Homeodomain-like protein. Bases 1 to 1326 code for a protein of 441 amino acids. Lineage: Eukaryota; Fungi; Ascomycota; Sordariomycetes; Hypocreales; Clavicipitaceae. Gene Ontology annotation, molecular function: RNA polymerase II transcription regulatory region sequence-specific DNA binding; DNA-binding transcription factor activity, RNA polymerase II-specific. Gene Ontology annotation, biological process: regulation of transcription by RNA polymerase II. The transcript is spliced from 5 exons. The record is from RefSeq and is a predicted model, not a curated record.